CUUCCCCACACCUGUUGCCAACACACUUGCUUUCUUCGCGACCCCUUUCUUCAAGCAAUUUUCUUUCGAAAGCCCCAAUCUUCUCUCUCUUUCGUCUUCUUUGACUUGAAAUUCUCGUUGGAACCUCUCUCUUUCUUGUUUAUCCACUUGCAUACCCCCACCUUCCAUCAUGGCGGAAUUCGUGCGUGCCCAGAUUUUCGGCACCACCUUUGAGAUCACCAGCCGGUAUACGGAACUGCAGCCGGUGGGAAUGGGUGCCUUCGGACUUGUCUGUUCUGCCAAAGAUCAAUUGACUGCGCAGCCAGUCGCAGUUAAAAAAAUCAUGAAGCCCUUCAGCACCCCCGUUCUAUCCAAGCGAACUUACCGGGAGCUGAAGCUGCUCAAACAUCUCCGUCAUGAGAACAUUAUCAGCUUGAGUGACAUUUUUAUUUCGCCUUUGGAAGACAUCUACUUCGUCACCGAACUUCUGGGAACUGACCUCCACCGACUUCUUACUUCGCGACCUCUUGAAAAGCAAUUCAUCCAGUACUUCUUAUACCAAAUUCUGCGUGGGUUGAAAUAUGUUCACUCCGCCGGUGUGGUCCACCGGGAUUUGAAACCCAGCAACAUCCUGAUUAACGAGAACUGUGAUCUGAAAAUCUGCGACUUUGGUCUUGCCCGCAUCCAGGACCCCCAAAUGACCGGCUAUGUCUCAACACGAUACUACCGCGCGCCCGAGAUCAUGCUCACCUGGCAAAAGUACGAUGUCGAGGUAGACAUCUGGAGCGCGGGCUGCAUCUUCGCUGAGAUGUUGGAAGGAAAGCCGCUCUUCCCCGGAAAGGACCAUGUCAACCAGUUUUCGAUCAUUACGGAGCUGCUUGGCACUCCUCCCGAUGACGUGAUCCAGACCAUCUGCAGCGAGAACACCCUCCGAUUUGUCAAGUCACUACCAAAGCGCGAGCGCCAACCCCUCGCAAAUAAAUUCAAGAACGCCGAUGCCGAUGCUGUUGACCUGCUCGAACGGAUGCUGGUUUUCAACCCAAAGCAGCGUAUUCAAGCUCCCGAAGCAUUAGCGCAUGAGUACCUGGCUCCCUACCAUGACCCCACCGAUGAGCCUGUCGCACAAGAGAAGUUCGAUUGGUCGUUCAAUGAUGCCGAUCUGCCCGUAGAUACCUGGAAGAUCAUGAUGUACUCGGAAAUUCUCGACUUCCACAACAUUGAACAAGGCAAUGAGGCUGGCCAAGCCUUGGUACAGGGCGCAGUGCAGGGCAACGCUACUGGACAGGCAUUCGCAUAAUGGUUUGACGAGAAAUCUCCCCCCAAAGAAACGCUCUUCUGCCAUUGAAUUCCAGUCUCAAAAUUUGAAGUCUGGCCCUAUUUCUGUUCAAGGGUGCUACGAAGCUAGCGUGUUCACUUGUGUUUUUUAUCUUAUUUUUCAUUUCCUACUUUGUUCUUUUUUUGUCUUUCUGGAAAUCAUUGUCCAUAGCUCUUCGGCGUCGUCAAGAAUUGGUUGGUGAUUAGGAGAAUCAUACGGGGGAUCUGAUUUAGUUCAUCGAUGGAGCACCUGAUAACCCUUAAUCCUUUGAAAUAUCUACGCAAUCUAAGUUAUUUCUCUCCAAUA
Molecule: messenger RNA, 1600 nt
Organism: Penicillium samsonianum
Lineage: Eukaryota; Fungi; Ascomycota; Eurotiomycetes; Eurotiales; Aspergillaceae
Gene: sakA
Product: mitogen-activated protein kinase HOG1
Exons: 9
Coding region: 170-1276 (368 amino acids)
Biological process (GO): osmosensory signaling pathway; cellular response to oxidative stress; stress-activated MAPK cascade
Cellular component (GO): nucleus; cytoplasm
Molecular function (GO): MAP kinase activity; ATP binding
Source: RefSeq, a predicted model, not a curated record